Molecule: messenger RNA, 4446 nt
Organism: Brienomyrus brachyistius
Lineage: Eukaryota; Metazoa; Chordata; Actinopteri; Osteoglossiformes; Mormyridae
Product: leucine-rich repeat and immunoglobulin-like domain-containing nogo receptor-interacting protein 2
Exons: 4
Coding region: 1583-3442 (619 amino acids)
Cellular component (GO): plasma membrane
Molecular function (GO): protein binding
Source: RefSeq, a predicted model, not a curated record
UUACUGUGUAUCGGCGGUGUUGGCACCUUCCCUGCAUUGUUGGGAGGGCAACAGUGACAGGGAAGUUAUAUUAAGUAGGAUAGUUUUUAGACUAAAAAUGAAAAUUGCCUCUUUUUUGUCGGAUGAAUAUCCUUUGUAGUUGCCCGCUUCCCCCCGCCAUAUGCUCGGGGAGCGAUAGGGAGCUGACUCCCGAUUUGUUUCCGCCGCUAAUUGCCGAGCGCGUAGGAGGUUGCGCUCCGUACGUCUGUGUCUGCGGCCCCCCCGCCUCCUAAGGUCAGAAGCAAAGGGAGCGCCUUGCAACCUGGCGCCAUAGCGUUUAAAAGUGCCGGUGUUUGCCUUAAGGAUAAUGAUCAUAUGUGAGGGAGAACCGGAGGGGUGAAGAGAAAUGAGAGAAAGGAGGAGGGGAGAAGUGGAGAGUAGUAAGGGAGUGUGUGUGUGGGGGGGGAAGUUAAAGAGAACGGUAUAAGGUGAGCUGGCUGGAGGGAGGGAGAAGAAGAGUGAGUAAAGGAUGGAAGAGAGGGCUAGAGAGCUGACAGGAGAAAGAGAGUGAAAAAAAUAAGAUGGAGAGAUGGAGAGAGAAAAAAGAGUAAGGAUAUAAGAUGUAAGAGAGGGUUGAGAAGAAGAAUGGAUGGGCGAGGACGAGAGAAGAGAAAAAGAUAGAGAAGGAAAAAGUGAGAAAUGUGAGAGACGGCUAGAGAGAGUGAAAAUAAAUAUUAAAGGAAGAGGAGAGAGAAGGGAGUGGGAGAAACAGAGAGAAAGCUAGAGAGAGAGAGAGAGCUGAGAGGAGAGCGAGAGAGAGGAAGGUGAGAGAAGAGCAGGGGAGACUGAGAGAGACAGACUCAGCUUUCAGCCACCGAGACCAAGCGCCUGGAAGAUAAAUGAAAGCAGCGAGGAGCCUGUAGCAAGUCAGCCUGGGAGUCUGCGGCCAAGUUCAGCCGGGAGCUGUGCGCGGAUGAUGGGCUGAGCUCCGCCCCGGGGGGCACAUCUGUCAAAGCGGAGAAUCCGGCGGGCGGGCCGCCCCUUCACCAAGGGGACCCACAGAACUCCCUGUAUCCAGCACAUUCACUGCUCCGACUCUCCCUGUGCCCUCCGACUAAAGAGGGAGGGAAGUAACAGGAGGAGAGAGAGUAGGGGAGCCGAACGAAAGGGAGGGAGAGGGGAAAAAGGACUUUGACGAAGGACAUUGCCCCCCACUCUGUUCACCGCCCUCCCCCUUUCCAGCUUGGAAGUGUCUGACAUCCAGAGCGCCGUCACUGUGCUCGGGCGGAGCGCAGCGGAGCGGAGUGUUACCGCCGCCGGGAAACACGCAGGAGUCCGGCGCUGCCGAUCGGCUUGUGCUUUUACGGACCGGGAUCAGGCGCCCAGCGCAGAAAAGGAAGGAAAAGAGAAACUCCGGGGACGGACAGGACUAAGACACCGAUGCGGAAGAACUGAGCGGAGACCCAUGGCUGAAAAGAAGGUAUCUCCUGGAGCUGAUGCUGUAAUAAGAGCACAUUCAACAGUGCCUGUGCAGCUCUUCCACUACCAGCUCCAAUGCGCAAGUGCGGCCACGUGAUGAAUACGCAAGCAGGGCUUUGACAGAAUGGUAGAUUACAUCAGCAAAGUCAUGUUGCCCACGACUACCUCAUGCUGGCAACCGUUCCUUGGGCUAGCCCUGGUGGUCAUCCUCGUCGGUUCUGCUGUGGGCUGCCCGGCCCGCUGUGAGUGCUCCGCCCAGACCAAGUCCGUCAACUGCCACCGGAAACGCUUCCUGACUAUCCCCGAGGGCAUCCCUAUUGAGACACGUGUGCUGGACCUCAGCAAGAACAAGCUGCGGAGCGUCAACCCUGACAAUUUCUCCUCCUACCCCCAGCUGGAGGAGCUGGACCUUAGUGGCAACCUUAUUGGCCAAGUGGAACCCGGGGCCUUCAACGCCCUGGUCAACAUGCACUCACUCAGCCUGAAGAGUAACCGUAUCUAUCUCAUUCCCAUGGGUGUGUUCUCAGGCUUGUCCAAUCUCACACUGCUAGACAUCAGCGACAACAAGAUCGUGAUCCUGCUAGAUUACAUGUUCCAGGACUUGCGCAACCUGAAGUCCCUUGAAGUGGGUGACAAUGACUUGGUCUACAUCUCACACCGGGCGUUUAGUGGUCUUGUGAGCCUAGAGACACUGACCCUGGAGAGAUGUAACCUGACGGUGGUGCCCACUGAAGCCUUGUCUCACCUUCAUGCCCUGGUCAGCCUCCAUCUGAGGCAACUUAGUAUCAGCACUCUCCAUCCAUACUCCUUCAAGAAACUGUUCCGCUUGCGGCACCUGGAGAUCGAUAGCUGGCUCUCGUUGGAUGUGGUUCCGCCUAAUACACUGCACGGUCUCAACCUCACCACACUCUCGAUCACAAAUACCAACUUGUCUGCUUUUCCUUACCAGCCCCUGAGGCAUAUGUCCUACCUAACGCACCUCAAUCUGUCCUUCAGCCGUAUUGAGCAAAUCGAGGGUGGAAUGCUGCGGGAUCUGCUGCGCCUGCGUGAGUUACGCCUAAUGGGAGCCCGGCUGGCCACUGUAGAGCCACACGCCUUCCAGGGCAUGAGGUCUCUCCGGAUCCUCAAUGUCUCCCGCAACCAGCUAGAGACUCUGGAGAGAAUUUCCUUCCAGGAUCCAGAGAUCCUGGAGAUGCUACUGAUUGACGGCAACCCACUGGUGUGCGACUGCCGCCUGACAUGGAUCCUGAGGAAGCGGCGCUCCCUGCGUUUCGGAAACGUCCAGCCCGAGUGCUCCAGCCCUGAGGCCAUCCGGGGCCAAGCCCUGAAGGAGCUGGAAGAGCCACUGCUCUCUCGCUAUGUCACGUGUACCGAGCCGAAGAUCUUGGAGGAGCACGUGGAGCUUUUUUUGGUGGAUGAGGGGCAACCGUCACUGCUCCACUGCAGUGCAGAAGGAUCGCCCCGGCCCAUCAUCUCCUGGCUCACCCCCCGCCGGCGCCUGAUUACUGAGAAGACCAAUGGGCGGGUAAUCGUGCACCCCAACGGCACGUUGGAGAUUAAGGUGUCGGAGGUGCACGACAGCGGCGUCUACAUCUGCGUGGCAAGCAAUGCCGCCGGCAAUGAUACGGUGUCGGUCUCGCUGGCUGUGAAGAGCCUCGGCAUCAGCGACAGGUCACUUUACGCUAACAGGACCCAUCAAUAUUACACAGACCCCAACAGCACGGCAUCCAAUGGGACUGGGACUGGAUCCAAUGUACCAUUUGGCCUCGACCUCAAGACCAUCCUGGUGUCUACGGCAAUGGGCUGCUUCACCUUCCUGGGCGUGGUCCUCUUCUGCUUCCUGCUCCUCUUCGUGUGGAGCCGUGGCAAAGGCAAGCAUAAAAACAACAUUGACAUCGAGUAUGUGCCCCGGAAAGUGGCUGGGGUACCGGUGGACCCACCAGAGACUAGCGGGCCACGGCGGGUGAACAUGAAAAUGAUUUAAUGCCUCUGUUAGCCAGCCGGAGAGUACCGGCGAAGGCAGGGAAGGACUUGCUAUAGAGCGAGGAGCCACCCCAAAGCCAAAUGCUAAGCUGGGGCCACUCAUAUCACCCUCUGCGGAUUCUAGUGAACCAGACCAGCGGCAACCAGGGUUCUGCUUGGAACUGAAGCAACAGGUGUCCUAUAUGGAGUUCAUUGGUUUUUUUAAUUUUAUCUUUGUUUUUGUUUUUUUGAAUCCUACAGUGCAGACCUGGCUUCAAAGGACACUCCAGAACCCUGUGCAGUGUAACUUUCUAUCUAAAGAAACUGUAUUUGUUAAGUCUCGCAUCAUACUUAUUCACAGCAACAGCAGUAAUUUAGCAUAAGCAUAGGCUUCAUAUAUAUACUUAAUUCUAUAUUACGAAUAUGUAUGUAUGCCUAUGUUGCGUCUUUUUUAAAGCAAUAUACAUGCGACCCCCGUUUUAAUUAAAUUGACCUUUCUUUCAAAGGGGCCUCACCGUUACUUGUCAUCAGUAACUCCAUGUAAGGAAAGGGCUUUGACACAAAUCCUACUCUGUUUAUGCAGGAUCCAAGAAUUUUUGGGAAUUGCUGAGAGAUUCCGCCAAAACAUGCAGCAGCAACAGUGAUAUUUUUCAAUCCCAGUGACAGAAACAUUAUAUUAAAUUAAAUCAUGUUCUAAGAACAAAAAAGCAAAAAAAAAAUUGUGAUUCUAAACCACAUUUAUUGAUAGUGUAUAAAUAUAUAUACACAUAUUCUUAUUUUUAAUUACCUUAUGAAUCACCUUUAGUUAUUUUAUCAGGGUAAAUGAAGCUAUAUUUCUCCAUGUUUCUGCUGUGAGUUGCCGUUCAUUUCCUGGUCAAAAGUUUGAAAUUUGUUGUGGUAGUUUCUUAUUUCUGUUCAUAACAUUCAUAUUGUGAAAAGUAACAGGAAAAAAUGUAUGUAUGUGGAAUAAAGAAUAUCUAUUUGUUUUGGUUCAUAUAUGUGGAUUUGGGCCAAAGCAAAACCAAA